AUGACCAUAGCCUCCGGGCUCACCUCGCUCUUCACCUGCCUCGUCUCGCACCGAGCCACCUACGCGCGCCUGCAAGCAGAGGUCGACAUGCACUACCCGCGCGCGCACCGCGCCAUGACGUACCUCGCCGCAGUGCUAAACGAGACGCUGCGCCUAUUCCCGCCGGUCCUGGCCUCACUGCAGGAGACAAGUGCGUUCCCGUCGAGUGACCGCGACGGCACUCUGGGUGCGCGUCUGCCCAACGCGCACGACUCGAAGUCUCGAGGGUCGGUCGGGUUCGCGCGCAACGAGGCCGCAUUCCGCCCAUUCUCGUACCACCACUGA
Messenger RNA from Epithele typhae, 324 nucleotides. RefSeq lists its product as uncharacterized. The coding region runs from base 1 to 324 and encodes 107 amino acids. Lineage: Eukaryota; Fungi; Basidiomycota; Agaricomycetes; Polyporales; Epitheliaceae. The transcript is spliced from 3 exons. Gene Ontology annotation, molecular function: oxidoreductase activity, acting on paired donors, with incorporation or reduction of molecular oxygen; monooxygenase activity; heme binding. The record is from RefSeq and is a predicted model, not a curated record.